AUGUUAACCGUCCAGUGCUACGAGUCCUACCAUAUCCUUGCUAGCCGGCUACCCCCCUAUAUCGCUCUCCGUGGCCUCCUUUUCCUUUUAGAAGACUCUCAUCAUAGUUUUAAAAGUCUUUCUUGCGACACAUAUACCAACCCCAAAGCAACCGUCAUGGCGCCACCUCUGUUAAACAAGAUAUGCCUCAUCACCGGUAGAGGCGGCAGUAUGGGACGUGGAGCAGCCCUCAAGUUUGCCCAGGAAGGCGCUAAAAUAGUCGGGUGUGAUAUUAACCCCGUGACCGAAUCAGCAACCACUGAAGCCUUACGAGAGCUAGGUGGUGAAAUGAUAUCCAUAUCCCCAUGCGAUCUCACAAAACGUGAAAAUUGCGAGCAACUUGUCAACCUCGCCAUCAAAACCUAUGGACGCAUCGAUGCCUUGUACAAUAAUGCAGGAAUGGCCCACAUGAGCUGGCUCGAUGACUGCAAGGAUGACAACUGGUACAAAGCAAUUGACCAGGAGUUAAGCCUCGUCUACCUGCUGACCCAGGUCGCAUGGCCACAUCCGAAGGAGUCCGGUGCAUCCGUCAUCAACGUUGGUUCUGCCAAUGGCUGGAUUGCAAUUCGCCCAGUGCCUGAUAUUGCCCACACAGCUGCGAAAGGUGGUGUUAUUGCCAUGACACGCCAGUUGGCCAUGGAGGGGCGUGCACAUGGUAUCCGAGCCAAUUCAAUCUCACUAGGUCUUAUCCAACCUCUGCGAACUGCACGUUUGCUUGAGGAUCCGGAGUUGGCCUCAGAUGUGAUGCAGAAGAUCAUGAUUGGCCGCAUCGGUCAGCUAGAGGAGAUUGCGGCUAUGGCUAGCUUUCUUGCUUCAGAUGAGAGCUCCUAUAUCACUGCUGUAGAUAUUCGAGUUGAUGGUGGUAUGACAGCCUUGUAA
Messenger RNA from Penicillium egyptiacum, 918 nucleotides. The record is from the annotation of a GenBank genome assembly. Lineage: Eukaryota; Fungi; Ascomycota; Eurotiomycetes; Eurotiales; Aspergillaceae.